AAAAAAAAAACAACCAACUGGGACGGGCCAGUUUGUCCGUCGACAAGCCACAUAAAUUCACGCUAAAUUUGUUUUAUUUAACGCAAUAAUUGGAAUUGAUUCUUUGUGUCAAAGGGUGUAAGAAAAGAAGAUGAAUCAGGAAGAGCAGGUGCUUGAGGGCACACCUGCUAACCUUAGUGAUGAACCAGUAGAUUCAGACACCCUCAAAGAGCACCCACCAACUCAGACAGGCAUGUUGGGCAGGUUGGCGGGGGGCUUGUACGGCGCCACCAAGGGGGCAUUAGGAGCUACCGUGGACGGCGUGACUUGGAUUGGAGGAAAGAGUCUGGAUCUCACCAAGACCGCCGUCUCCUCUGUGGCCGCCGUGCCCGCAGCUGGAGUGGGCCUAGUCAAGGGUGGGGUGUGCGCUGUGGCCGGCGGCGUGACAGCUGUCGGUUCCGCUGUGGUCAGCAAAGUUCCAAUCGGAGUGGGCAAAAAGAAGGACAAGUCCGACUGAUGGCAAGAGGAGAGCGAAUGCACACCUUGGGAGCGUUGUUCACACUAGGUUUUUGCUUGUCGUAGCAUCAGAUCAAACCGGGUCGCAGCAGGUGGUGACGAGCAACACUGGACUCAAUCAUUGUGAAUGUGUUGUUCUUUGCUUUUUGUAUACACUCUCUGUGUAGUUUAAUGGUGUUUUGUAAACUCCAAGUAAGAGACUACUUAUCUGAUAUGUGAGGAACACACUGUCCUCUCCCCAUUGCGUCAAGUGGUCCAAAUAAAACGUCCAUGUCUCAUUUUGAACACAAGCCUCAGGAAUGUUUUCACUGCGGACUGCUCAAAGCAAACCUUUAAUGCACUUGAAUAUUACCAGCAAGACAAUCUGCCAUGAAUGAUCUUCAAUAAUUUAAUUUUUGCCUCAUUGUUUUUACUUACAUUACAUUAGUCACUAUAUGUUCAUGCCCUCGCCACCAAUUUGUACAAGUGUAUACUAGUAAAGAAAAGUCAGGAAUAUUCAGGUAAAAUUGACAUUAAAAAAAACACUAUUCACUUUACAGCAAUCUCCAUUUUCUGUACAGAUGGACAUAAUUUGACCGCUGCAAAUCCAACUAUUCAGUUUUUGAGUAUUUCCCCAUAACUGAAAAGUUCACAUUAGGUGUGUAACUCUUCCUCUCUUUCAAUAGUAACUUGCUAAAUUAGUGUGACAUGCUGUGCUCCGUAGCCACUAUUGAUGAAGCAUUGCACGAUGAAUCGUUAGGAUGAAUCCUGGAUUAAAAAAGGCAAGCAAGAUGAAGAAGACUUUCAUUUGCUUACAAAUUCUAAUUCAACCAAUACUGGUCCAUUUAUAGGUCAAAGCUGUGUGUCCCAGUGUCUUCCACAGGUUGCAACAGAGAGAAAGACAAGUCAGAAAUGGACAGCUUUAGAAGUUUAUUGGUCUAUUCUGUGAAUAUCAUUGUUAAGGUCCUUUUAGAGCUAAAAAAAAAAUGUGCAAAAUAUACUAAAAUAUUGAACAGUUGGACAUGUGCAUUCAAAGUCAAAAUAGGUCCACUGGUAAAGGUCUAAUAGUUGCCAUGAAUUUUAAGUUAAUCCUCAAAGAUCACCCCAAAGCUGAAUAUACGUAACAUUUUUGAGUGAUUAAAGUUAGUUACCCCCCAAGAUGCGCACGUAUCUGUCUGAUGUUAAUGAUAGCUGUUGCGUAGAGUAAGAAAACCAAUUUUAUGAAGUAAAAAAUAUUGUAACUUAAGUGCAGGCAGCACUAGAGGUGCUGAACAAUCACAUUCCUAAUCAAAAAUGGCUCAAUUAUAUGAACCCUGAACCAAACCUUAUUGAAUUCUGAAAUCAGCCCCUCCAAGCAUUAGAGGGGAUUUUUUUUGUGUGUGAUCCUCAUAAUGACAUGAACUCAAUACCCCCCCCUCCCCACACACACACACGUUUCUGUCCAUUUUUAAACUUUCAUGUUUGCAAAACUCUUUUACCUUUUGAAUAAAGAAAACAGAAAAAUGAUAAAAUUGUAAGGUAUUGUGUGAAUGUGUGUGAUGCAGAGGAAACAUUUACAAGCUUUUAUCCUUCAUACAUACUGUUUGGAUAGCUUCAUUUGCAAAGUGACAAUUGUUUGGAGUAGAAAAAGCCAUGUUUUAUUUUUAUGUUACAAAAAAUGCUGGAUUUAUUUAGUGUUUCAGU
Corythoichthys intestinalis (scribbled pipefish) is the source of this 2157-nucleotide messenger RNA. It is a transcript of the gene tmem263, whose product is annotated as transmembrane protein 263. NCBI's taxonomy places the organism in Eukaryota, Metazoa, Chordata, Actinopteri, Syngnathiformes, Syngnathidae. Bases 131 to 496 code for a protein of 121 amino acids. The transcript is spliced from 3 exons. The record is from RefSeq and is a predicted model, not a curated record.